Molecule: messenger RNA, 3035 nt
Organism: Perca fluviatilis (European perch)
Lineage: Eukaryota; Metazoa; Chordata; Actinopteri; Perciformes; Percidae
Product: sodium- and chloride-dependent creatine transporter 1
Exons: 14
Coding region: 539-2578 (679 amino acids)
Biological process (GO): sodium ion transmembrane transport
Cellular component (GO): membrane
Source: RefSeq, a predicted model, not a curated record
UCCGUCACACUUAACUGACCGUGGAGCAGAUCACAUUCUUCGUCCGUCAAACCACUGCAUCGCGUAAAGGUUCAUGGACUUCUAACUGGACUGUUUAAACCACACACAAAAAAAGCUUCACCCUAAGGCGCAGUAUCAUUUUCUUUUAACUGUUAUCCAUGAGAUUCUUCAGGCUUACCUUCAAGUGCUUCGUCGACUGCUUUUGAAUCUCCUUUGUCAACGGCUGAACUGACCGCGGCGCUUUGUGAAAUUGUCCAUCUCUUGGCUGAGCUGAGGGGUUCCAACGUGUGAUCAUCACAAAAACUGCGAUUUCUUUUUUUAUUUCGAUAAGGCGAAAUUACAAUCUCAGCGAAUCAAAAAGACAACUGGAGCCCUGCAUACCAGGCGGCUACAUCUCUCUGUCUGCCCCUCUGAGCCCACCGGGGUGCCUUGCUAGCCAGGCACAUUCAUCAAACUUCAGCAGCCCCUGGCUCAAACCAUCAGCCAGCUUGCUUUACAAAAAAAAACAAGAUUUGUUUUUGUGCAGGUACCCUACAACAUGUCACCAGAGUUGAAAGAGAAUAGCCAAGGUGAAAUCAGCCUCCCCCAGUUGGAGGUAGGGAGCCUGUCUGAGGAGGAGGGCGGGGGAUCAGCUCGCCCCCUGGUGCCUGUGCCUGGAGCGGGCCCAGGGUGUGGUGAAGGCGGAGGGGCUGGCCCACUGCAGACCCAGGACGGGGCUGCAGCUGGGAGUGGAAAUGGGGCUGUAGCAGUACCAGUGGUGGAGAGAGAAACUUGGACCAGGCAGAUGGACUUCAUCAUGUCCUGCGUGGGUUUUGCUGUCGGCUUGGGCAACGUGUGGCGGUUCCCUUACCUUUGCUACAAGAACGGAGGAGGAGUUUUCCUGAUCCCCUACUUGCUCAUUGUGUUCAUCGGAGGCAUCCCAGUCUUCUUCCUGGAGAUUGCACUGGGGCAAUUCAUGAAGCAGGGAGGGGUCUCUGCUUGGAACAUCGCACCCCUCUUCAAAGGUUUGGGCUUGGCCUCAAUGGUGAUAGUGUUCUUCUGUAACACCUAUUACAUCAUGAUUCUUGUGUGGGCCCUUUACUUUCUCUUUCACUCCUUCACCAACGAGCUGCCAUGGGCCACCUGUGGACACCCCUGGAACACCCCCAACUGUACACAGGACUUCCGUCGAGCCUGCCACAACCGCAGUGCUGCCCAGGCGGCUCUGCCAUCGUCUUCUGCCAACCUCCUCUCCUCCACGUCCCCACUGAACCUGUCUUCAGCCCAGCUCCUUCUCAACGGAAGCUGCCCAGAGGCUGAGGGCAUGCGCUCCCCAGUCAUCGAGUUCUGGGAACGGAAAGUGCUCCGUCUGUCUGGUGGGCUGCACGAGCCUGGUGACAUCAGCUAUGAGAUGGUGCUGUGUCUCAUAGUCACCUGGAUCAUUGUUUACUUCUGCAUGUGGAAAGGAGUUAAAUCUACUGGCAAGGUUGUUUACUUCACAGCUCUGUUCCCCUACCUGGUUCUGGUCGUUCUUUUGGCCCAUGGAGUCACUCUUCCCGGAGCUUUAGAUGGGAUUGUUUACUACUUGAAACCAGACUGGUCCAAACUUGGAGAAGCACAGGUGUGGAUUGAUGCAGGCACUCAGAUUUUCUUCUCCUAUGCCAUCGGACUGGGCGCUUUGACUGCGCUGGGCAGCUACAAUCGCUUCCAUAACAACUGUUACCAGGAUGCAUUCUUGCUGGCCUUCAUUAACAGUGGAACGAGUUUCUUUGCAGGCUUUGUGGUGUUUUCCGUGCUGGGCUUCAUGGCUGCAGAGCAAGGCGUGGACAUCAGUAAGGUAGCUGAGAGUGGUCCAGGCCUGGCCUUUAUAGCCUAUCCCAAGGCUGUGACUCUGAUGCCUAUGGCGCCGCUCUGGGCAGCACUUUUCUUCUUUAUGUUGCUCAUACUAGGCCUGGAUAGCCAGUUUGUUGGGGUAGAGGGUUUGAUAACGGGAAUCAUGGACAUGCUACCACCUAAAUCUGCCCUGCGGCGAGAGGUGGUAGCAGCCAUCUGCUGCGUCAUCUGCUUCCUGAUCGACAUGUCCAUGGUCACUGAGGGAGGAAUGUAUGUCUUCCAGCUGUUUGACUACUACUCUGCCAGUGGCAUCACUCUGCUGUGGCAGGCCUUCUGGGAGUGUGUGGUGAUUGCAUGGGUCUAUGGCGCAGACCGUUUCAUGGAUGACGUGGCUCGUAUGAUCGGCUAUCAGCCCCUACCCUACAUGAAGUGGUGCUGGUCCUACAUCACGCCUUUUGUCUGUGUGGCAGUGUUCCUGUUCCACGUGGUGAACUACAAGCCUCUGACCUACAACACAGUGUACACUUACCCCUUGUGGGGUGAAUUGCUUGGCUGGGCAUUGGCCCUGUCCUCCAUGCUCUGUAUCCCUGUCACCGUUAUCUACAAACUACUGCGCUGCAAAGGAUCGUUGCGGGAGCGGUGGCAGCACCUAACCACCCCGGUUUGGGGCCGACAUCACCUGGAGUACCUGGCCCCGGAGAGCGAGGCCAAACUGUUGCCCCCUGCCGAAACCAAGAGCACGCUUCUCUUUGAAAGUGUCAUCUGAUGAGCUAAGCCCCACAGAACACAGAGCCAAGGUCGCCCAUGACAUCAACACACAAACUACACAAAACACAUGCACACCACACAGGCCUGGUUAAAGCAAAGUGCAGAUUGGAAAAUCCCUGGACAAAUGGACCAAAGAAAAAGAUGGGAGAAGAACUGAAACACACCCGCACCCAUACAGUCAUCACAUGCUGUUACACGCUCUGCUCUGCUUUCUGACUCUACCUCGCUGUCUCUCCCCUCUUUCUGCUCCCUGCCUUUGUGCUGUCCCGUCCCGUCUCGUUCUGUGAAUGUGAUGUGUCCAGUGUAGUUGCAGUAUCUUCCCUUUCUGUGCCUGUCUGUCAGGCUUUCAACAACAUCAUCCUUCCCAACAUGUCAUGCCAUUUUGUGAUGAAUGAGCAGAAACUUAAAAGAUUAAAAAUGAAAGACCUCAUAUCUGCUGCUGAUAUGCUAUGGUC